Zea mays is the source of this 1883-nucleotide messenger RNA. Its product is annotated as Major facilitator superfamily protein. Gene Ontology annotation, molecular function: transmembrane transporter activity. Lineage: Eukaryota; Viridiplantae; Streptophyta; Magnoliopsida; Poales; Poaceae. Gene Ontology annotation, cellular component: membrane. Bases 228 to 1706 code for a protein of 492 amino acids. The record is from RefSeq and is a predicted model, not a curated record. Gene Ontology annotation, biological process: transmembrane transport. The transcript has 2 exons.
GCCGCAGCCGGAUUGCAGCCGCAGCAAGCCGCAGCGAACAGCCUCCAAACACCAGAGAUCCCUGGAGGCUGGCAGCAGCGAGGAAUCGAGGAUUAUAGUAGUUAAUCGUACAUGUGCUGCAAAGUCUUUACUGCCCUUGAAAGGUUCCUCGGUCUCGGUCUCACUCUUCUCCCCCGUCGCCGUUGACUACAAGGCACGGCGCUGGAGGUGGUGGCAGCAGCACGCAAAUGGCGGAGCAGCAGGGCUGGAGGCAGCGGCGCUCGCGGAGGACGACGCUGCUUUUGGCGUUCGCGGCGCUGGCCAUGGAGCGCGCCGACGCGGCGCUGCUCCCGGCGGUGUACCGGGAGAUCGGCACCGCGCUGCAGGCAUCGCCCACGGCGCUCGGCUCCAUCGCGCUGUCACGCUCCGUCGUGCAGACCGCCUGUUAUCCGUUAGCGGCGUACCUGGCGGCGCGCCACGAUCGCGUCACCGUCAUCGCGCUCGGCGCGUUCGUGUGGGCGGUGGCGACCUUCCUCAUUGGCUUCUCCACCACCUUCCCACAGAUGGCGGUGACGGCGGCUUUGAACGGUGUCGGGCUGGCGCUGCAGAUCCCCGCGAUCUACGCCUUCGUUGCCGAUUCCGUGGACGGCGCCAGCAGGGGCAUGGCAUUCGGGUGGCUCGCCGUGGCUGGCAAGGCCGGCACCGUGGCUGGCACCUCCCUCGGCCUGCUCAUGGCGCCGACCUCAUUCCUGGGGCUACCGGGCUGGCGGCUCGCCUUCCUCUUGCUUGGCGUCUUGGGGGCCGCGGUCGGCGUGUCCAUUCGCGCGUUCGCCGCGAGCGACGGCGCAGCAAGAGGCCGCGUGGUGGUGAGCCCGGCCACUUCCAAGCCAGUGAGGCAGGAAGUGCAGGAGUUCGUCAGGGAGGCCAAGGCCGUGAUGCGGAUCCCGUCGUUCCAGGUCAUCAUCGCGCAGGGCCUAACCGGGUCGUUCCCCUGGUCGGCGCUGUUGUUCACGGCGAUGUGGCUGGAGCUGGUGGGGUUUUCCCACGGCGAGACGGCAGCGCUCAUGACGCUGUUCAAGGUCGCCACGUCGCUGGGAGCUCUCUUCGGUGGCAAGGUGGGGGACGUCCUCGCCCGGCGGUUCAAGAACUCGGGCCGCAUCGUCCUCUCGCAGAUCAGCUCUGCUUCCGCGAUUCCCCUCUCCGGCAUCCUCCUCCUCGCGCUCCCCAACGACCCGUCCUCCACGCUCAAGCAUGGUGCCGCGCUGUUCAUUUUGGGGAUCAUGGCCUCCUGGAACGGCACAGCUACAAACAGCCCGAUACUCGCGGAGAUCGUCCCGCCGAGGGCAAUGACGACCGUGUUCGCGCUGGACCGGACGUUUGAGGCAGUGCUGGCCUCGUUCGCGCCCCCGGUGGUCGGCCUCCUCGCGGAGCGCCUUUACGGUUACAAGCUAGCCCGAUCUGCAAGUGGCGGCGGCGUAGACGAGCGCACGGCUAUCGACUUCCAGAUGGAGCGGCACAACGCGACGUCCCUCGCCAGGGCGAUAUACACCUCCAUUGCCAUCCCCAUGGCAAUGUGCUGCGCCAUCUACUCGUUCUUGUACUGCACCUACCCCAGGGACAGGGAGAUGGCGCGGGCUGAGGCGGCGCGAAAUAGAGGGGAUUAUGGCGAUGAAGGAUUUGGAUCCGAGGACGAAGACAAUGGCGAGAGGAAGCUGCUGCCGCAGUGAGUCCCUAUGGUCACUGGUCAGGUUCGAAGAGACCGGCGUCCGUUGGGGAGAAGAAUAGACGUGAGACGUUUCAUCUAAAAAAGACUUCUAAUCCGUGGCUUAGUUCAGUAACACCGUUCAGUCUUUUUUAGUAAAAACUUCUCAUACAUUAUUAUCAGUGAGGAACUUUUUAAAAAA